AUGAAUAGAUCUAGUAUUAUAUAUAACAAUAAUACUAAUACUAAUAAUAAUGAUAAUAAUGAUCUUAUAUCAACUAAUCCAAAUUAUCAGAAACUUUAUCAUAAUCAUAUUGAAAAAUUAUAUAAUUCUAAAAAAAAUUUAUCGAAUUUAUUACGUAAUUCACCAACAUUUUCAAUACAAUCAGAACCAUAUUUUAAUCAAUCAAUAAAAAAUAAUAAUCAACAUUUAACAACAACAACAACAACAAAAUCAAUAAUCAAUAAUCAAUCAAAUAUUGAUUCAUCAUCAUUAUCAAUGAUAAAUAUUAAAAAAAUAUUAGAAAGAUUAAAAAAUGAAGUUGAUAUAGAACGUAAUAAACGUACAUUAAUGAUUAAACAACAUAAUCAUAAUAUUAAUAAAUUAACAAAACAAUCAAAAAUUGAUCAUUUUAUAUUAUUAUAUGCAUUAAAACAUGCAGAAAAUAAAGCGAAAUUAUAUCGUGAUGAAUAUUAUAAACUUAAAACUAAAGUUCAAACAAAGUAUAAUAAUUCAGAACAAGAGAAUUCCAAGACAAAUAAUACCAUACAGAAUAAACAAAUAUAUUCAAAUGAAAAAUCAUCUUUGAAAAAUCAAUCUGAUUGGGUAAUUAAUAAAAAUAUUUUACUAAGGUAUUCUGUAGUUUUGUAUUCAAAUAUAUUUGGUCCCCACCUGUGUUCUCGUUCACUACAACAAGAUUUAAUGUUAAAUAUAAACUGGGCUGUUUUAAGCAAAGAUGGAUGGUGGCUAGCAGAGGAAUCCAGAACGAGCGUCUCGUCUUCUUUGGGACUCGCCAGUUGGAUGUACCUGCAUUCCAGAGUUGACGUUCACUCCAGGGAUCGAAUCCAGAACUGUUCGCUCCAACGCCAUCGCGUUAUCCACUUAGCCACUGGGUAUUGA
This is a messenger RNA of Schistosoma haematobium, 915 nucleotides long. RefSeq lists its product as uncharacterized. The coding region runs from base 1 to 915 and encodes 304 amino acids. The transcript has 3 exons. The record is from RefSeq and is a predicted model, not a curated record. Lineage: Eukaryota; Metazoa; Platyhelminthes; Trematoda; Strigeidida; Schistosomatidae.